CUCGUGAUGCAGACGACGCUGGGCGACGUGACGCUGGCGCUGUACGAUCACGACGACGCCGCGCGCGCGACGGCGGCGCACGUGCUCGAGGCGUUUGAGCUGGGACUGUACGACACGAAUCACUUCUUUCGCGUGGACGCGGGAUUCGUGGCGCAGAUCGCGGAUUGCGCGGGGGGGCGACGCGCGGCGAUGAGCGAGCGGCAGCGCGAGCUCGCGACGAGGACGGUGCGAGGAGAAUUCGACGCGUCGGUGAAACACGCGCGAGGGAAGCUGUCGAUGGCGAGGUGGAGCGAUCCGGACAGCGCGACGAGCAGCUUUAGCGUGAUGUUGGGGACGGCGCCGCACCUGGACGGGGAGUACGCGGUGUUCGGCGAGAUGGUGGAGGGCGAGGAGACUUUGCGGAAGAUCGAAGCGGUGGAAACGACGAAGAGUGGGAUAUUCGUGAUGCCGAAGGAGAGGAUUGAGAUUUUAUCGACGUAU
Ostreococcus lucimarinus CCE9901 is the source of this 480-nucleotide messenger RNA. RefSeq lists its product with no specific name. Lineage: Eukaryota; Viridiplantae; Chlorophyta; Mamiellophyceae; Mamiellales; Bathycoccaceae. The record is from RefSeq and is a predicted model, not a curated record. The annotation marks the transcript as partial. Gene Ontology annotation, biological process: protein peptidyl-prolyl isomerization. Gene Ontology annotation, molecular function: peptidyl-prolyl cis-trans isomerase activity. The transcript has a single exon.